AUGCAGGGAUGCUAUCUAGGCGACAAACUACCACAGGUACACGACUUGGUCCUGGCGUUUGUUGGCCUCGCGCUUGUUUUCGAGUAUAUCCUAACCAUAGAGAACCCCGAUAUCAACGCAGACGAUCGGUGUGGCACUCCAAUUAUAGCAGCUACGGAAAACGGCCAUCACGAGAUUGUGGAAUUGCUACUCCGACACAAUGCUGAUUUAGCGUAUUCAAAAUUCUCUUCAGUUCUUGGCACAUACCCGCGUUCAAACCACACACGUUUCCACAUAGAAAAUGCUGUUACCAAGGCUGCAUCUAUUAGACAACAUGCGGCUAGGGCCAGGGCAGUAGUAGCUAAUAGAGAGCUGACAGCUGAAGCUAAAUCCUCUACAGCUGUAGCUGCUCGCAGCUCCUCUGCAGUUUCUAACAAUAGGGAAGAGGAGGUGGAGGAGGGAGAUGAGGAGGAAGAAGAGGAGGAUGAGGAGGAAGAGGAAGAGGAUGUUAAUGAUAAUAAUAAACUAGAUUUAGAUGAGGAUGAUGGCCUGCCUCCUAAUAUUAAAAAUAGAGUCGUGAAGCCAUACAAGGAGAAGCUUGCUAGGAGAUUAUAUGGCACUAAAGAGGCAUAUAAGAAGUAUAUCUAUAAUACCUAUCUCAACGAGAUCAAGCAGCGCUAUUUAAAGGACCUUCCUAGUAAUUACUCAGUUCAAAUAGAUGAGGUUAAAUGUGCCUUAUAUGACACUAUGCAGAGUGCCAACUAUAUCAUUGCUGGCCUGGCUAAGAAAUCCCUUAAUAAUACCACACGCCGCACCUUUAAUAUUAAGGAUGUUGAAAAAGCCUUCUAUAAUGCACUUAACCCAGUUAUUAGUAUAGAGGAGUAUAAUAUCACUAACUACCAGGCCUCUGUGAGGUAUCUCUCUAGCUAUAGUGGCUAUACCCACCAUGAUAUUAAGGAUUUUGACUCUACUGGUACUGAGCAGGUUUCAGUGGACUGUGUGGCUCUACUCUAUAUACUAAAAAGAGUGCUGAAAAAGCAGCCCACUGAGGAGCUUUCUAAUAUUCCUAUGUUAGAUAUAUCCAGCUCACCACCUACAAUACUGAAAAAGAAGCAUGUUAAUCAUACUAAUCACCUCAAUAAGCAACAGGCAAUUUCCAGUGCCAGCUCAUGGAUUACUGGCGCUGCAAUAUAA
Messenger RNA from Aspergillus wentii DTO 134E9, 1173 nucleotides. RefSeq lists its product as uncharacterized. The record is from RefSeq and is a predicted model, not a curated record. NCBI's taxonomy places the organism in Eukaryota, Fungi, Ascomycota, Eurotiomycetes, Eurotiales, Aspergillaceae. The transcript has 7 exons. The coding region runs from base 1 to 1173 and encodes 390 amino acids. Gene Ontology annotation, molecular function: protein binding.